Schizosaccharomyces octosporus yFS286 is the source of this 2284-nucleotide messenger RNA. RefSeq names its product succinate dehydrogenase subunit Emi5. The record is from RefSeq and is a predicted model, not a curated record. Gene Ontology annotation, biological process: protein-FAD linkage. NCBI's taxonomy places the organism in Eukaryota, Fungi, Ascomycota, Schizosaccharomycetes, Schizosaccharomycetales, Schizosaccharomycetaceae. Gene Ontology annotation, cellular component: mitochondrion. The transcript is spliced from 2 exons. The coding region runs from base 94 to 513 and encodes 139 amino acids.
UAAAUUUCGAGGACGGUUUCAUUGUUGUACCCGUCUCCCAAGCUAACCUAUACGUUCUUCGGGAACUAGCUACGUUCAUAACCAUCAGCCAAAAUGUUGAAACCAUCAUUUAAUCAGAUAAACAGUUUAGUAUCUAGGAAUUUUUUGCAUUUAAAAGGAUUUGUUGGCUUACGCUUCAUUACUACGAAAGGUGAUUUAAAGCGAGUCGAUCGUGAAGGCGAAACAGAAGAAUCAUUACGAGCAAGACUAAAGUACCAAUCGAGGAAAAGAGGAAUUUUGGAGACUGAUCUUCUUCUCUCAAAUUUUGCUAAAACAAGGCUAGAUAAGUAUGGCGUUUCUGAUCUCCAGGAAUACGACCGUCUCCUUGAUGAACCCGAUUGGGAUAUUUUGUACUGGUCUUCCGGUGAACGUGUAGUACCUGAGCAAUGGAGAGACAGUAAAGUACUGAAGGAACUAAGCGUUUAUUGUCGCAGCCAAAGAGAUCAUACAUUACGAAUGCCCGAUUUGUUUUAAAAAUAAAUGUUCAUUUCAUUAAAGAAUACCUCUAGGGAAGCAUCUAGUACCAAUAUACCAUUUUUUGACCUCAGAUCUUCUUUUUUUUUUUUUUUGGUUUCCAGAUUGUACCAUAAUAUAAAUUAUACCUUAAUCCUCAAAAAAAAUAAAAUAACAAAGAAACAGAAAUUACCAUGCGGCGCUUUCACGUAAAUUUUGAAUUUCCUUGACUUCCUUCGGUGCAUCUUUGGUUAGUACUAUAGGCUCUUGUUCUCCCACUAGGAUACUAUCUUCAAUGCGAAUAGCAAUUCCCUGCGCCCAUUUUGGCCAACGGUUAUUGACAGGAACAUAAAUUCCAGGCUCAAUGGUCACCUGACGAUGUUAGAAAAAAGAAUGAAAGCUAAUUAGGUCCGCACAUACGAUCUGGUUUUUCUUCAAAGGUGAAAAACUGUUGUUUGAAAAGCAAUCGUGAAUUUCUAAGCCAAUUUCAUGACCAAUGGAAUGCGGAUAUAAAACGUCCUCAAUUUCCUGAAUUCCGUUAGCUUUUUUCUAGAAAGAACUUUUAAUUUUGUUAUAUUACCGAUUUGGAACCGUAUAUGCCAAUUUGCUUUAACUCCUCUUUCAACAAGACAGCACUUUCGUAGUGGAUUCUCGCCAAGCUCAAUCCUGAACUGCUAGUACACAAAUCUAUGCACUUCUUUUGUACGUUCAAAACAGCUUGGUAAAGAUCUCGUUGGGCUGGAGUAAACCCUCUUCCAGUCGGCCAAGUUCGAGAGAUAUCCGUAACAUAUCCUCCGUAUUCCUGAAAAGUUAGAAUAUCUAACAUGUACAAAGAUACAUACACCACCAGCAUCUACUAGCACCAUAUCAUUUUGUUGGAAAGCAUCAUCGUUUGAUGUAUAGUGAAUACAGAGUCCAUUCUGUGCUGGGUUAGAAUAUGUAGGGAUAUAAUGGGAAAAUGAAAUAAAUCUACUAAUAUGGUCCAUAAAAGCAGAGUUAGAAAGAAAACUUACUCUUCCGCCGGCAAUAACAGGCACAUAAGCCGAUCGUUGGCAACCGCCCAUUUUGAAUCUAUAUUCGAGCUCAGCAGCAAGUUGAUUUUCUUCAUAAAAGUCUUUCGCCAUAACUUCCUUGUAUGCAUCUCCGCUUAUAUUUGCUGCGUGUUGCAAACAUGCUAUCUCACUUUCACUUUUAAUUGUUCUCAACGGAUGCAGAAGCUCAUUAGCUGAUCUAAACGGUUUUUUUUCCUGCAAUUCCCGAAUUUUAUCGCGAACAACGUCUGGAGAAGAAGCUACGGGAUCUUUAUAAGGAUAACCUCUUUGUGUAUUGUAGAAUACCCGUUUGCAUCUGUUACCAAAUUCUUCAAUCACAAACGGAGCUUCCCAAUUUUCUUGGAUCUACAAAAGUUCGGUUAAUAUCGGCUUUUUCAAAAAAAUAAAAAUAAAAAAUAAAAAAAAUUCUACAUACAUUUUCAAUAUGGAACAAAAUCUUUCCAUUUUCAAUGCCUGUGCGAAAGCCCUCCCAUUUUUCCGCAUAUGAAGUUUUAGGUGGAAGGAAAAAAGCAAGCUUAUAAUUUUCAAACAUAUCUUUUUCUUUGACUAUUAAAAAUUAAUAAAAACGAAGCUAUCCUUGUUCCUGCGUACGUAUAAGAAGGAUAGAAUCAGGUUCCAAGCAACCUUUGAGAUGUUAGCAAACUAAAACCAAUUGAGAGGGCUUUACCGGUUAGAUAGUAGCUAAAGCAUUGUUAACAUAUAUGUCAAUAAAAGGAUAGCUUACAAGUUUGGGUCUUGGU